Molecule: messenger RNA, 627 nt
Organism: Penicillium manginii
Lineage: Eukaryota; Fungi; Ascomycota; Eurotiomycetes; Eurotiales; Aspergillaceae
Exons: 3
Coding region: 1-627 (208 amino acids)
Source: RefSeq, a predicted model, not a curated record
AUGCACCUUGUCACUCUUAUUUCUUUUGCCUGCACUGUAAUUAGUGCCAGCGCAUUCCAAUUUCCAGAAUUUGUUCCUCUGCACCGGCGCCAGGAAGCGGGAACGCCUGCAUACGAAUGUCAUGCCAACUGCGGCGGUGUGAUUGUCGACGCUCGUACGGAUGGUUACUGUGAUUCUGAGGAUUUCACCAUCGAGCUGGCUGAUUGUUUGGCUUGUGCUCUUGAGUAUGACAUCUGGCAAUACUACGGGACCUCUGUGUCCGAGGCUGCUGAAGCAUGCGGAUUGACCGCCACCCCCGCCGAAGCAUCAUCCACUACUACGUCUGACAGCGCUAGCGCUACGGAGACUGCCGAACAGAGCGCUACUUCUGUAGUCGACUCCAGCAUAAUUACUGAUACGGCAAGCUCCGCCACUCGUACCACCAUCAUCUCGACCUCGGUGCCAAGCUCCAACGGUGUGCGUAUCUCUUCUCGGCCAUUCUCGUCGAUUCCUUCGGCUACCGCUGCUAGAAGCUCGGCCGCUAGCACUCCUUCUUCCAGCACCCUGUACAGUGGUGCUUCAUCCACCACAUAUGGUCGAUCACUUCUUGGUGUUUUGGCAGGAUUUCUUGUUGCAAACUUCAUGUAG